Molecule: messenger RNA, 1302 nt
Organism: Closterium sp. NIES-65
Lineage: Eukaryota; Viridiplantae; Streptophyta; Zygnematophyceae; Desmidiales; Closteriaceae
Source: the annotation of a GenBank genome assembly
AUGGAAUCUGGGAGAAGGGGAUGGAAUAUGGGAGAAGGGGAUGGAAUCUGGGAGAAAGGGAUGGAAUUUAGGAGAAGGGGAUGGAAUCUGGGAGAAGGGGAUGCAGUCAGAGAGAAGGGGAUGGAAUCGGGGAGAAGGGGAUGGAAUCAAAGAGAAGGGGAUGGAAUUUGGGAGAAUGGGAUGGAUUUGGGAGAAGGAGAUGGAAUCUGGGACAAGGGAAUGGAAUCUGGGAGAAGGGGAUGGAAUCUGGGAGAAGGGGAUGGAAUCUGGGAGAAGGGGAUGAAAUCUGGGAGAAGGGGAUGGAAUCUGGGAGAAGGGGAUGGAAUCAGGGAGAAGGGGAUGGAAUCCGGGAGAAGGGAUGGAAUCUGGGAGAAGGGGAUGGAAUCUGGGAGAAGGGGAUGGAAUCUGGGAGAAGGGGAUGGAAUCAGGGACAAGGUGAUGGAAUCGGGGAGAAGGGAUAGAAUCUGGGAGAAGGGAAUGGAAUCUCGGAGAAGGGGAUGGAAUCUGGGAGAAGUGGAUGAAAUUUGGGAGAAGGGGAUGGAAUCUGGGAGAAGGGGAUGGAAUCUGGGAGAAGGGGAUGAAAUCUGGGAGAAGGGGAUGGAAUCUGGGAGAAAGGGAUGGAAUCAGGGAGAAGGGGAUGGAAUCUGGGAGAAGGGGAUGGAAUUUAGGAGAAGGGGAUGGAAUCUGGGAGAAGGGGAUGCAGGAGAAGGGGAUGAAAUCUGGGAGAAGGGGAUGGAAUCUGGGAGAAGGGGAUGGAAUCAGGGAGAAGGGGAUGGAAUCUGGGAGAAGGGGAUGGAAUCUGGGAGAAGGGGAUGGAAUCUGGGAGAAGGGGAUGGAAUCUGGGAGAAGAGGAUGGAAUCAGGGAGAAGGGGAUGGAAUCUGGGAGAAGGGGAUGGAAUCAGGGAGAAGGGGAUGGAAUCUGGGAGAAGGGGAUGGAAUCUGGGAGAAGGGGAUGGAAUUUGGGAGAAGGGGAUGAAAUCUGGGAGAAGGGGAUGGAAUCUGGGAGAAGGGGAUGGAAUCUGGGAGAAGGGGAUGGAAUCUGGGAGAAGGGGAUGGAAUCUGGGAGAAAGGGAUGGAAUCAGGGAGAAGGGGAUGGAAUCUGGGAGAAGGGGAUGGAAUCUAGGAGAAGGGGAAGGAAUCUGGGAGAAGGGGAUGCAGUCAGAGAAAAGGGGAUGGAAUCGGGGAGAAGGGGAUGGAAUCAAAGAGAAGGGGAUGGAAUUUGGGAGAAUGGGAUUGAUUUGGGAGAAGGAGAUGGAAUCUGGGAGAAGGGAAUGGAAUCUGGGAGAAGGGGAUGGAAUCUAG